Molecule: messenger RNA, 486 nt
Organism: Raphanus sativus (radish)
Lineage: Eukaryota; Viridiplantae; Streptophyta; Magnoliopsida; Brassicales; Brassicaceae
Product: protein DOWN-REGULATED IN DIF1 11-like
Exons: 1
Coding region: 1-486 (161 amino acids)
Source: RefSeq, a predicted model, not a curated record
AUGGCAAAGAUCCUUCUCAUAAUAAUGCUUGUAUCUAUAGUUAUAUUUUUCACGUCUCGUCCAACUUACUCCCAAGAAAUUGAUUAUUCCCAACAAGAACCAGAAAUUGUCAACAUAUCACCUCCUACCGAUGCUUCCGACAAUUCACCAGUUGUUAAAUAUGAGAGGGCGCUUAUGCAGCAUUACUCGCACAAAAGGCUCAAAUUUCUUCAUGUUUGUGUUGAUAAGAUGAACUCGCAUUGUGGAGAUAUAAUUUUCAAAAGCAUGUUGGAUGAGAAGAAUAAGAUAAUAUUGACGAAUGAAUGUUGUCUUCAUCUAUUAAAUAUUGGAAAAAAAUGUCAUCUAGGUCUAGCUCAGAUAUUUCUAUCAAUUUACGAGUAUAAAGAUAUUGCAACAAUAGCUAUUCCGAAAAACAAACACAGAUGGAACGACUGUGUUCGUAGAGUUGGUAACCGAGCUGGUACCGAGGUCUCUUUGGAGGAAUAA